AUGUCUGAGGUUGCUAUUAUUCCUAGUCCUGCAACUUCCAUAAUGACUGACAAAGAUAGAAAGCGACGACCAGAAGAGUCUGACAAGUCUUCUGUGUCAUUCUCUGCAUCAACCAUCCCCAGCCCUCGCCACUGCUUGGUAAUUGAAAGCACAGAUUUCAGCCAAUCAGCAUCGGCCCUACAAAAUUGGCCAAUCAGCAUCGGCCCUUCAAAAUCGGCCAAUCAGCAUCGGCCCUUCAAAAUCAGCCAAUCAGCAUCGGCCCUUCAAAAUCAGCCAAUCAGCAUCGGCCCUUCAAAAUCGGCCAAUCAGAAUCGGCCCUGCAGCAUGGAGCAGGAUCUGACCUGCGGCGUGUGUUCGGAGUUGUACUCGGAGGGUCAGCGAGAGCCCGUGUUGCUGCCCAACUGCGGCCACUGCUUCUGCCGCCCCUGCCUCCUCAGCCUCGAGAAGAGCGGCUGCCUGGAGUGUCCCUUCUGCAGGAGAAUUAAUGAUAGCGUUCCCGUGCUGCAGCUUCCGGUGGUGUUCGCUCUCCUUGGGCUCAGCAAGUACUUCCGGCGUUCAAAGUACGGCCCGUGCGGCGUCCAUGGCUCCGUCCUGGAGUUCUGGUGCCGGAGGUGCCAGUCCGGCCUGUGUGGCCGCUGCCUGUUCGAGGGCCACGACCAGCGAUACGUCGUCCAGAUGGAGUUGAUCAUCGAGGAGAAGAAGUCCCUGGUGCAGAGGAGAGGCCUGCUGAAGCUCGGCCGCAUUAAUUCCAAGAAGGCAGAGGCGAUGGAGAGGGUGACGGAGGGCCUCUUCCGCCUGGCCGCCGUGUGCCUGGAGGCCGAGGCUCUGAGCACCGCGGAGCGAGCCACCAAACAGGCGAUGGACGAUGCCCAGAACGCCCUCGACGUGGACUCAGUCCUGCAAUGCCUUCAGCGCCUGGAGCAACGGCACGAGGGCAGGGAUGACUCACCUUCUGCCUCUGGGAGUCCGUGCAAAGCUUCCGUCCUACAAGGAAAAGAAGAACAGGAGAAGUUAGAAAGAGUCGAGCAUGGCAACACAACGGUUCGAAGAGGGAUUCGAAGGCUCCACAGGAACAGCAGAUCAAUUUCUCUAGAUGACCGGCAAGGCCUAAAUAACUUCAACAUAAUUAAAUGCGAUAGGCACAAAGUGCUGAGCGGCGGCCAGGACCAGCGGACGGAGGCGGAUAAGUGCAACAGAAGCCUGAACAGAACAAGCAGCACUCCGGCGAAUGAAGAGGUGAUUCCACCAGACCCUGAUUUUGCUCCAGAAGAAGGGGGAGGGGCCACGAGUACAUCGCCGCCCGUGGCUGUAUCAGAAAUUGCGGCAGACACGCCGACGCGGUCUCUGAGAUGCUUCGCCCUCAGCGAUGAUGGGCGUCAGGCGAGACUGAGGUGGGAAGGUGGAAGGCUGCACAUGUACGCUCUUUCGUCGCGCUGCGAUGAGCCUCAACUCACGCUGCAGCUGUCUGUCGUGGAGUGCAUCCUACAGGAGUCGCCCGAAGUGUUCCUUGACUUGUGCGCUGAGGGGCGUCGCCUCGGCCGCAUCUACAUCCGGCUCUGGGGCCACCUCCGCCGGGCUCGCCACUUCCUGGCCUUGUGCCUGGGCUCGCUCGGCCCGUCCUUCAGGGGCUCCAAGUUCAGCAAGGUGGAGAGCAAAGACAAAGCCGGGGAAUGCCUCCGCGUCAGCCACUACAUUAGCGCAGAGGGCACGAUGAGCGCCAUGGGCCUGAUGGAGGGCCUCGAGUGGGGAGGAGACCACUGCCUGCCGAAGAGGGCCGGGCUGGUGGUGGCGGCCAGCGGGGGGAAGCUGGAGUACGACGGCUGCUUCGACAUCUGCACGCGAGACCACCCGGCCAAGAAGUUCUCGUGCCCCUUCGGAGAGGUGGCGGGCGGCGCGGAGGGCAUGGAGGUGGUGAGGGAGGCCGCCAGACACGAGCCCGUGACGGAGGUCUCCAUCAGUGAGGUCGGCGUCGUCCUCACAGACCAGCAGCACUGUGAACACGUGUGAUUCUCCGCCCUCAGUCUUCACCACACACACACGCCUCCAAGUAGCGAAGAUGGACAGGAAAACACAUAUUUGCUUCUCGCAUCACGCCUUUUAAUGUUUAUACACAAGUUAGGACUGAAGAAAAGCAGACCUAUGAGAAGUCGAAAUAAAAUCACAUGAAUGAUAUGAAAUGGCAAAGACUGACAAAGUGUCAUUUUGAAAAUGUUGAUCUAAAGAGAGAAAAGACUUUCGUAGCAAACUAAAAUAGAUCUUCCCCAAAGUAACCUAAGUGGACUGACCUUUGAUAAGAAGCCGGCUUGAUGGUCGACGUCCGGCCUUAGUUUUCCAGCCUUAUGUCGAAACUGACAUAUGGUAUUCCUUUGUUCUCUUCGUCCGCUCGAAAGGACAGGCUGUUUGUAUACAUAUAUAUGAUGUACUGUAGCGUCGUAUAUUAGAUUUUGAUAUUAUGAUUACGCUUUGUAUAUUAAUAUUUAUUGUGCUGUUGUUUAUAUUAUUAUGUUUUGCAUGAUAACGUCACGAAAGUAGCUGAGGCAUUUCCUUUUUACAAAAAAGUACAAUCUUUUCCGGUUCUUGACAGAAUGCCUAGUAAUAGCGCUUAUGUUGCUCAUUUAAGACCUGCCGU
Penaeus chinensis is the source of this 2629-nucleotide messenger RNA. RefSeq lists its product as uncharacterized. The record is from RefSeq and is a predicted model, not a curated record. Lineage: Eukaryota; Metazoa; Arthropoda; Malacostraca; Decapoda; Penaeidae. The transcript has 5 exons. The coding region runs from base 1 to 2007 and encodes 668 amino acids.